Messenger RNA from Mytilus californianus (California mussel), 735 nucleotides. RefSeq names its product short-chain collagen C4-like. Lineage: Eukaryota; Metazoa; Mollusca; Bivalvia; Mytilida; Mytilidae. The transcript has 3 exons. The coding region runs from base 166 to 735 and encodes 189 amino acids. The record is from RefSeq and is a predicted model, not a curated record.
AACAAAUCCACAGAGACAUCCAGUCGUUAAAGGCAACAAUGGAGGUCAUAAAACAGGAAAUGACACAAACCAAAUACUGCACAUUCAACUUUGAUACAACAACAGGCUUCUGAAAUUGCAAAUCUUAAGAUCAAAUUGCAACAACGGGAAAAGGCCGAGUUAGAUAUGGAAUCAAAACUCACUCAAAUAACAUCAGCUUCAAGUGGAUCAGUGUACAUACAAUGGGGGAGAAAAUCUUGUACUCGAAAUGGUACCGAACUCGUUUAUUCAGGUAUGGGAGGAGGUGGCUAUUAUACUGAAACAGGACGAUCUGCAAAUCCUGUAUGUGUACCGCAUGAUCCUGAUCUAGGUCCUGUAAUUUCUACAAGUGGUUUUGGAACUCUCUAUGGUAUGGAGUAUAACGAUCCAUCACUCGGGAAAAAUCUCAAAGAUGAAGAUGUACCAUGUGCUGUUUGCAGAUCAAAACUAGUAUCAUCCGUUAUAAUGGUGCCCGGAAAGACACGUUGUCAUCAUGGAUGGAAUUUGGAAUAUAAAGGAAUGCUUACAACUGGCUACUGGAACCAUAAUGGUCCAUCGUCAUACAUUUGCGUGGAUUCCAACCCCGAAGUUAUAGAAGGAGGAGUUAGGAACGACGAUGGAUACAUGUUGUAUCCAGUUAAAGCUUAUUGUGGAUCUCUGAAGUGUCCACCGUAUGUACAAGGAAGUAUGUUGAACUGUGCUGUUUGCUCAAAAUAA